Molecule: messenger RNA, 465 nt
Organism: Loa loa (African eye worm)
Lineage: Eukaryota; Metazoa; Nematoda; Chromadorea; Rhabditida; Onchocercidae
Exons: 4
Coding region: 1-465 (154 amino acids)
Biological process (GO): intrinsic apoptotic signaling pathway
Cellular component (GO): mitochondrion
Source: RefSeq, a predicted model, not a curated record
AUGUGCCAGAAAUGUCAAGUAGGAAAAAACAAUUCGAGAAAAGAAGAGACAAGAGGUUUACGUUUGGAUAAGCGAUUCGAUUGGGUUGGACCACCGGAUGACAUCUCGAAAAUAAGGCCUGUAAGAUUACGGCGAUUAAGCAAUGAGACAGAGCAGGAAAGAAAAUACCGUGAAGCACGCGAAGCACUGAUUCAGUGGAGUUCACAAUUUUGGGCGCACCAUAAUACUUUGUUUGAAAAAAAAAAGCAGAAUUUAUUGAACAGGAAGAAAAAUCUUGGGAGGCUAGAGCAUUCAAGUGCUCUUGAUAUGUCGGAAUUCUAUAAGGAGUUUCUCGACGAACACUAUGACAGUCUUACGAAUUACAACAGAGAGUGGUAUUAUAAAAACCUUAAGCUUUUUUGGCCAGCAUUCAAAGUACAGCUUAUCAGGUUUCGACGAACGUUGAGUCAGUUUUUGCGUAGAUGA